AUGAGGUGGGCGAGAAUAUUAAGCGAUGGUCGGCAGGAGACAGCAGAUUUGCAGCGGCCCGGUCAGGCGCACAAGGUUGUGACCGAUAAGCUGAUUAGGAUCACUGACAUGGCAAUUAAGGCAAAUGGACGUCGAAACAUUCGUGAAGUUGCAGAUGAAUUGAGCAUUUGCAUCGGGUCUGUUCACAAUACUGCCAGCAACGUUCUGAAGUAUGAGAAAGUUUGUUGCCAGUGGGUACCCCACAUAUUGUCUGAACACCACAAGAAACAACAAAUGGGCCUCAAUUUACAGUAUUUGGUGCACUACACGGCUUACGGCGACGACGUUUUGUAG
Molecule: messenger RNA, 333 nt
Organism: Stegodyphus dumicola
Lineage: Eukaryota; Metazoa; Arthropoda; Arachnida; Araneae; Eresidae
Source: RefSeq, a predicted model, not a curated record